ACAAGGGUUAGUCAUUUACAUUGAAGUAUGAGAUACAGAUGAGAAAAAAUCAAACCGGCGACCGUUUAGAGAUGUACAAAAGGGACGGAAGUAGGUGGGUAGAAGAGCCCACCCAUUCCACUGUUACCACAAAUAGAAUUAAUGCUCACCAAGACACUAUGGAAUUAUGGCAAACGAUAUCGAAUCUGGCAUCAGCUAAUCAACAGCUUGCCGCUGCACACAGUUGUACCCUGAAUCAACUCCAAUGGUGUUUUAAUGAAUUCAGAAAAUCACAGAGGCAAUUUGUUGGUUAUGAAAUUAGCGAAAAGCAUAGAAAUGCUAAAACUUCUUGUUCGGGAGCGAAAAAUAAAGAGAACCACACCAAAAUGUACACUGAAAAACCACGUCUUGCGACAAGCAAAUUGUCAAGUGCCAUUAUUAAAGCAAUGAAUAGAAGGUUGAGAAGAAGAAAGAAACUUUCAACUACUAAUGAAUUUCUUAAUAUUAACAUAAAUAAUAAAGGCACAAAAUUACAAGAUAUUGAAACUGAUUUUAGAAAAGAAAUUGAAGAGUUGAAAAUUCUAAGAAUGGAAUCGCAAGCAAAGAACGAAAUAUUAACAAAUGAUCUAAAGGACCAAAGACUACUGAUCGAACAAUUAACACAGGAUUUCGAAGAUUCACGACAAGAGUGUGAGAAGAAAGAGAAGAGCUUGGAGCAGGUGUCAGGGAAGCUGAGGAGAUCGGAGCUGGAGAGUGCCACACUGCUCGUCAAGCUGGAAACAUUCCAAUGUGAGAAGUGCAGUGACGCAAAAAUUACAAAGGAGGAGGCGGAGAAAAUUUUGAUUUUGAAAGCGAGACUGGUGAAGCAGGACGAAGAAAAUAAAAAGCAAUUGUUGAAACUCAAUGAAGCCACGCAACGGAUUCGUGAACUCGAAUCGACCAUUCAAGAACUUACCACAGCCGAAGCUUUACAAACGAAUGAGUCGGAAAAUUCACAACCCAGUACGAGCGUUUCGGCAGCAACGAAUAACGAGGAAUUUAAGAAGGAAUUGAUGCUAAAACGAGAGGCAAGACAGCGCGCCAUUGCCGCAAUUUCUGCGGAAAUGGAUCGUCUUAAAAGUGAGCUCGAACGUGAAAGGCUCGCCCAUUCAGAAACAAUGAAGCUACUCGAAAAUUUGAAACAGGCUCAAGGAAAAUCGAGCACUGAAUUAAAGACUGAUGAUAAGGCCAACUUGAAACAGAAGACUGAUAAAAAUACCUCGGAUCGUGUGGAAGCUUUACGGCUUUUCGAUGUAUUGAAGAUAUCGGACGAAGUAACAAACAAUCUUUGGCUCCAAUUAGAACGGACUGAUGAUUUGCGCUUCCAAUUAGAAAACGAUCCUGACGAGCAUCGACUCCGUAUCGCUUCUCUUAAACGACUGUCCGAGGAUACGCGGACAAAGUUGCGCUUUCGUAAACAGCAGGUGAACUUAUUAAAGGACAGACUGGCACAGAUUUUGGUACGAAUGGGAGAUCGAUGUUUCCUCGAUGAACCCGACGACAUCAGAAUAGAGGCCGAAAGGCAAAUAGAAGAUAUCGGUCGCUCGCGCAAUAUUUGUGACGAGCGAUCGAGGAUUCUAGCUGAACUUAAGGAUCACUGUUUCAAGGAAAUUCACGAACUAAAGCUCAAACUUGACAAUUCCAAAAAAGAUAAUCAAAACUUGGAAGAAGAAUUGAACAAAAUCGAAGAUAAAAUGGAUGCGCAAGAUGCAGAAAUCUUGAAUCUGGAGUCGCAGCUUGGCCUAUCUAAAGCCGAUUGUCGAGAUUUGCAGAACCAGAUGUCGGUCAUUAACAGCCUCUUCACCCAGAUGCUUCUUGGUGCUUCGUCAGCCGAAAUGGAUCUCGAUCGCUUAACUCGGCUAUUGCAGGAAAAUCACGAUCUUAUAAGCGAGAUAGCAAAGGAAAAUGGUACCGAGGCUGCAGCUCUUCCAAAAUUAUUGCUGGAUAUAAUCCAACAAGUCGAUGGAAGAGCGCGUGAAAAUGAAGCGAAAACGGAAGAAGAUGAUUUGCAACAAGAAACUAUAGCACACAAUUUACCUAAGGUAUGGCGUGUAUUAUUGGAAUUAUUAAGCUGUCAUGCUGUAAGAACUCCUGGAUCAGAUGCAUCAUGCAACAGUAAUACGGAAUCUGCUCCGGACAGUUGUUACAAGUCUGUUGAUACACCAACAGGUCCACGACUAGUUAUAUCAGUUAGUAAGACUUACAUCCGUCUUAAAGAGCUUAUUCUCGAGAAAAAGCAUCUUGAAAAAGAAAUGAAUCGAAUGAAGCAACUUAAUACGCACCUUGAAAGUAAAUUAUCCGAGCAGGAAAAGCGUCUUUCUACAGUUUCUGAUGAAUUAAGUAAAACGUGGAAUAUUGUUGGUCGAAUGCAAGCUCAACAUCAACAACUUCAUACACAUGAGAAAAUUUUACGUUACGAGCUUCAACAAAAAAGAAAAAUGCUGCAAGAAUUAAAACAAGAACUUGAAUAUUGCAGAGAGAAAUGGGAAUCAGCAAGGCAGAAAAACACAAAUACAGAAAUGGAAUGGAAAAGUCUUCGUCGAGAAUUUGCAGCUAGGAAAGCUUUAGUUAUUCAUGCCGAUUCAUUUAAUAAUAGUGGAGAAAGUGGAUUUAGUGAUGAAAGGGAGGAAGAAUCUGACGAAGAUGAAAAUGAUGAAAAUAUUGGAAAGAGAAUUCGACCAAUUAAUUCACGAAGGCGUCUAAGAAAAGACGGUGCAAAAACAAUGGUGAAUGAUACAGAGUCAGAGCAACCAACGGAUAAUGAACUAUCAGAGGCAAAAACAGUAUCGUCGUCGACAUCGGGUCAAAGAACUCCCACGCCAGAAACGGAGACUGAAUUAGAGAAUUCUGAAAUCAUCGAAGAAGACACUUUUCCUAAUGCAAUUGUAUCCGAUAUUUCACAAAUCUCCGAUAAUACAAUCUAUGAUCCGCUUGACAAAGCACUCACUAAUGUCAUUCAGCAACUUAUAGACACAGAUGAAUCAAAUUAUAUUGAAGCUUCUUCUAUAAGCGGUUCUGACAGCGAAAACGUUACAGUUGAUUCAAGUUUAGAGGAAAUAAAAGUUAAAAAAAUACCAGCAACCGAAAAUUCAAAUGAUCAAAAUGUAACUUUUUCAAUUAGUAUUCAAAGUUCAAACGAAGCAAGUGAAAAUAUUAUACAAAAAGACAUAGUAACAACCUAUCCAACAUCUGUGUUUACGAUUGGUCCAAUUCCUAAUCAAAUAGUAACAUCCACGAAUAAUGAAUUCAGUGGUCAGGUACGUGAAAGUCAUUCGAAUGUACCAUUAGAAAACACAGUAGAAGUAAAUACGAACGAGUCAAACGUUUCAAUGCAAAUGGAUGAUAAAGUUCCUCCAAAGACAUCCGAAUUAUUUUUAGAAAUGGAUAAUGUAUCAAUUGCUUCUUCAUCCAGUUUCGAAACAGUAAAAGAAUUUUCAGGUGAUCAAUGUGAGAUAAAUACUACUUUAUCGCCGGAAGUAAUGACUGUAUUAAAAGGGCAAACCGAAACAAAUGAAUCCAUGGAUAUUGCAGUAAUAAAUGAUUGCCCAUCUAUGGAAGUAUUUGAUGAGCGUGCAGCUAGGCUGCGAAAUUUGGAAGAACAGGCAGAAUGGUUGGUAAGGAGAGUAAAUGCGACCAAUCGUCGAAGUUCUGACCUAAGUUCAAGGCUAGAAGUACUCCAUGAAACUUAUGGAUCAACGUCGGAAGCUCCACCAAUACCGGACAUUUUAUCUACUUUUGAAUUACAAACUGAUAGAAGUGAAAGUGAAAAUAGUGCAACUGGUGUUCAUAUUGGCAAGAAUGAAGAAAAAAUUCACGAUGACAAGGACUUAUUUUAAAAUUAUAUAAUGCACGGGACAUAUU
Molecule: messenger RNA, 3879 nt
Organism: Ceratosolen solmsi marchali
Lineage: Eukaryota; Metazoa; Arthropoda; Insecta; Hymenoptera; Agaonidae
Product: rootletin
Exons: 12
Coding region: 39-3854 (1271 amino acids)
Source: RefSeq, a predicted model, not a curated record